AUGUCGGCGGCGGCGGCGGAGCACCCGUGGCGCGCGCAGGCGUUCGGCGACGCGGUGGCCGCGCAGCGCAGCGCGCUGGUGCUCGUCAUCCUGGCCGCGUUCGUCAGGUACCUGUGGGUCACGCUCGCCAUGUACUGCGCGCUCCUCUUCUCGGUCUCGUGCGCCGCCCGCGCCUUCGGCGCCCCGCCGGCCGCCGACGGUGGCGACGAGGAGGCACGGGCCGGCCGCGGCGGGCUCUCGGCCGCGGCCAUCGCGGCGGCCGCCCCGGCGUUCCCGUACGAGCCGCCGGCCGCGCCCGCGCCCGGGGACUGCCCGGUGUGCCUCGAGGCGAUGAAGGCCGGGGAGCCGGCGCGGCGGCUGCCGGCGUGCGCGCAUGCGUUCCACGUCGGCUGCAUCGACAUGUGGCUCGACUCGCACGCGACGUGCCCCGUGUGCAGGUGCCACGUCGUGCCGAGGAAGGGCGGCAAAGAACCGCCCGAGGGGCCCGCGCUGCCAUCGUCCACCGAGCCGCCGCUGCCGCCGGUGUAG
This is a messenger RNA of Panicum virgatum (switchgrass), 528 nucleotides long. RefSeq names its product RING-H2 finger protein ATL39-like. The record is from RefSeq and is a predicted model, not a curated record. The transcript has a single exon. Bases 1 to 528 code for a protein of 175 amino acids. Lineage: Eukaryota; Viridiplantae; Streptophyta; Magnoliopsida; Poales; Poaceae.